AUGAACCUUGAGGUCCAGGGCAUCCACAGUGUGCGCUGGUUGUUGAGGGGAGACGCGGUGAAGCGACUAUGCAAGGUGCUCGGAGCCACGUUUGUGCUCCGUCACGAGAAAGAGCAUGACAUGUACGAGGUGGUGACGUCGUACAAGUUCCAGUUCUGCCUCCUCGCUGACAUCCUCGGCGACAUGAACGUCCUCAACCGUUCAUUCCAGAAGCGCCAGGUGGGCGUCACCGAGGUGGCGAAGACCGUCGAGUCGGUCACCAACGACCUCGCGCACAGUUACCCUCGACACCAAGGUCGUCUUCGGUGGAACUGGCAACGGGUGGCUGCCGAAGUUCAUGACGCUAGCCUCAAGAAGAGGCGCCCGGCGCAGAGUGUCGUUUUCCCUGCGGAUGAGCGGAAGCGCAAAGGGAAGGAACCGGAGGAGGAAGAGGCGGGACCCAGCGAGCUGAUGCAAGAGGAGGAGGAGUACGCGGAGUCCGACGAUGAUGGAGAUGAGCGGGUUUUGGAUCCAGAGAUCGAAGAGUCCCCACCCCGAGAUUACUCUGACGAAGACGACAACCCCUUCCUGUCCGGUGGCGAGGAGGAGGGGGAAGAGACUUACCACAUUGACAAGCCCCUUCACUAG
Messenger RNA from Closterium sp. Naga37s-1, 627 nucleotides. The record is from the annotation of a GenBank genome assembly. NCBI's taxonomy places the organism in Eukaryota, Viridiplantae, Streptophyta, Zygnematophyceae, Desmidiales, Closteriaceae.